This is a messenger RNA of Necator americanus (New World hookworm), 273 nucleotides long. RefSeq lists its product as uncharacterized. The coding region runs from base 1 to 273 and encodes 90 amino acids. The record is from RefSeq and is a predicted model, not a curated record. The transcript is spliced from 4 exons. NCBI's taxonomy places the organism in Eukaryota, Metazoa, Nematoda, Chromadorea, Rhabditida, Ancylostomatidae.
AUGAUGGCGUAUUGCAAACUCAUUGCUGGAGGAUUCAUUGAUCCACUUUCACUGGUACAUGUCCUGUUUGUACCGUGGAUACCAUGGACCCACCGAAAUUUGCUGUUCAACCAGGAUUUUGGAGUUCCCUUGAGAGUGUACGUACAACCGGACUUGUCUUUCCUUCGUAGGAACCGCGCUUCUUCAGACACUUUCUCUCAAGAUCUAGUCGUUCCCAGACAUGUGCAAACAGGACCUUUCAUGUUUGAAGAUGAAAAUUGUAUGGAAGUGUAG